Messenger RNA from Ruditapes philippinarum (Manila clam), 1166 nucleotides. Its product is annotated as enolase-like. Gene Ontology annotation, cellular component: phosphopyruvate hydratase complex. NCBI's taxonomy places the organism in Eukaryota, Metazoa, Mollusca, Bivalvia, Venerida, Veneridae. Gene Ontology annotation, molecular function: magnesium ion binding; phosphopyruvate hydratase activity. Gene Ontology annotation, biological process: glycolytic process. The record is from RefSeq and is a predicted model, not a curated record.
AUCGGUACAAGCCGACAACGAUUUUUGUCAGUAUUCGCAUGCAUAUUAGUUUCUUCCAAGCGCUUGUUCGACACAGACCAAGGACAUUUCACGGAAGACGCCGGUUCCUAGUGAUAACAAGAAAAAUGCCUAUCAAAUCAGUGAAAGCUCGUCAGAUCUUCGACAGUAGAGGUAACCCAACAGUUGAAGUUGAUGUUACUACAGAAAAAGGACUGUUCCGGGCUGCUGUGCCAAGUGGAGCAUCCACUGGUAUUUAUGAAGCUUUGGAAAUGAGAGAUAAAGGCAAGCCCUAUCAUGGAAAGGGUGUAAUGAAUGCUGUCAACAAUGUUAACAACACUAUUGCUGGAUUAGUUAUGGGAAUGAAUGAAGUUGAGCAAGAAGCUAUUGAUAAGAAGAUGAUCAGUACUGACGGAACUGAAAACAAAGCUAAAUUUGGAGCCAAUGCUAUUCUUGGAGUGUCCUUGGCAGUCUGUAAGGCCGGUGCCGCUGCCAAAGGUGUUCCUUUGUACCGACACAUCGCCGACUUGGCUGGUAACAAAGAGGUUAUCCUACCCGUUCCAUCAUUCAACGUGAUCAAUGGCGGUAGCCACGCUGGUAAUAAACUGGCCAUGCAGGAAUUCAUGAUCCUUCCAACAGGGGCUUCAUCCUUCACUGAGGCCAUGAAAAUGGGAACAGAGGUGUAUCAUCAUCUGAAAAGCGUUAUCAAGAAAAAGUAUGGCCAAGAUGCGUGCAAUGUGGGAGAUGAAGGCGGAUUUGCUCCAAACAUACAGGACAACAACGAGGGCCUGAAACUCCUCUCUGAGGCUAUUGAAAUUGCUGGGUACACUGGCAAGAUCAAAAUUGGCAUGGAUGUAGCAGCAUCCGAAUUCUGCAAAGAUAAAUUGUACGAUCUAGACUUCAAGAACAAAGAUUCCGACAAAACAAAAUUUCUGUCAUCUGAUAAGCUUGGGGACUUGUAUAAAGAUUUCAUCAAGAAUUACCCAAUAGUUUCCAUUGAAGAUCCCUUUGACCAGGAUGACUGGGAAGCAUAUACAAAACUCACUGGCGAAACAGACAUACAGAUUGUGGGAGAUGAUUUGUUGGUAACAAACCCAAAACGUGUACAAACUGGUAUAGAUAAGAAGGCUUGCAACUGUCUACUGUUGAAGGUCAACCAGAUUGGCAGU